This is a messenger RNA of Mizuhopecten yessoensis (Yesso scallop), 663 nucleotides long. RefSeq lists its product as uncharacterized. The transcript is spliced from 4 exons. Bases 72 to 617 code for a protein of 181 amino acids. Lineage: Eukaryota; Metazoa; Mollusca; Bivalvia; Pectinida; Pectinidae. The record is from RefSeq and is a predicted model, not a curated record.
ACUACCAUAUGGUCUACGUCCUGGUUCCUCGCUAGUGUCUGUUCAAAUACGUGCCGUCCUUAGCUGACACGAUGAAGUUCCUCUUUGCUCUCAUUUCUUUUGCCGUUGGAACCCAAGCUUACCUACAGUUAAAUCCUAUGGAUGGGAAAAUCUGUUUAGCCUGCUGCGGACGGGAAAGCGAAGGAUGCUGUAAUGACUGCGGACUUACUGAACCUUCUGUCUUCAACCCUAACACUUUUGUAGCUUCUAAGAGAAGUGUGGUAUCGACAAAGAGUUUCAUUGACGAUCUGAACAGUGGGCUGAACCAUCUGAUUCCGGACUUCUCCGGCGGGCCAGACUCGGCAUCGGCAUGCCUUGAUUGUUGCGGACAACACCCGUGCUGUGGAGAUUGUGGCAUUGACCAGUCCAUCUUCAAUCACCAUUACCCUGAUAUUCCGGACAUUAGCACCAUCCUUGGUCACCAUGGAAGCACACCCGAACCCCAGUCGCCGGAGAAGGGAUCUUACGGAACCGGAACUGACGACCUAUCAGGGGGAAUGUCUCCUAUCUUUAACGGUCCUAUCGACCCCAUGGACUUACAACCAGUACAUGCGUAUUAUGAAAAUAAUGACCAAUGAAAUUUAAUGAUGGAAUAUUACAGUAAAUCUUGAUAUCUGCAUUUGA